Ooceraea biroi (clonal raider ant) is the source of this 1630-nucleotide messenger RNA. RefSeq names its product flightin (gene fln). The record is from RefSeq and is a predicted model, not a curated record. Lineage: Eukaryota; Metazoa; Arthropoda; Insecta; Hymenoptera; Formicidae.
AAGAGCGGGCAUCGUACUGCAGGUACCGUGUCCCAUCCCUCGGAGUGUCCCAUCCUGGAAAAUCGCAGUGUGGAAGAAGAAGAAGAAUACAGUGAACGAAUGGUUCUACGAAAAGUCGCUUAUUGUUAAUAAUUUCUAAAGUCUUCUGUGUGGUGAAAUUGUCUAGCUGUCUUUAAGAUUUUUCUACUCUUGAACAAUACUGUUUUCAUCCCUCUUAAAGAAUUAGUUUUGCUAUACGUAAAUAGUGUCAUAGAAACAUAAAUUUUACAGACACUGUGCUGUGCGAAUUGUUAUUGUAAUUUAUAUUUUGCUAUAUUAAUAUAAUAUAAUAUAAUUUAUAUUAUAUUUAUAUCUUGCUGAGAACAGGAAUGAUAAUUGGGGCGAUAGUGUACGUGCAUAAGAUUGGCAUUGUCUGAGGGAUUCGAGAGCAACUUGGAGCAACUCGGUACGGCAUUCGGUCUCGCCACAAAUGCCAAUUGAUACUCGCAGCCAAGCGGUUUGUUGUGCCUUAGAGAAUGGCCUGUUUUCUCACGCGGUAUAUACCGAAUCGGCUAAAUAUAUCCUAUCGAAAAUUGAAUUAACCGAAUUGUUCGAUCAGAUUCUCGUUCCUUCGAUUAGCCAUACGCAGUAGGCGACGCCGAAAGAAUCAUUAAUUAUAAUAAACAAAUCCAUUAUGGAAAACAAAACCGGACGACGAGACGUUACGAAGAAAUCCUCGUAAUUCUCAUGCAGAGCAGCUCGAUCAUAAUUACGCGUCACUUAUGCAGGCUCGAGACACAAAGUGAAUACACAUCGAGACCACCAUGUCAUGGGUGGAAGACGAAGCAGCGCCAUGGGAUCUCGGGGGGGAUACCUCGGAAGCACCUGCCGAGGGUGCGGCGGAGGGUGCGCCCGCGGAAGGAGCCGCUGCCGAGAGGCCGGUCUUGAAGUUGGAGAAGAUCGAGCCGCCCCAUUACAAUCAUCACUGGGUUCGACCACUGUUCCUCAAUUACGCGUACCUCUAUGAUUACAGGAAGAAUUACUACGACGACGUGAUCGACUACCUCAACCAGAGACAGAGAGGGAUAUUCCGCGAGCCGCCCAGAGCCCAGGAAUGGGCGGAGAGGGCCCUGAGGACCUACGAUGAAAAGAACACGGACAAGAGCUACAAACGAUCGGCCGAUAUGAAGUACAUCACCAAUAUGAGACUCACGUCCAGACACUACAGCUACCACACUCGCGCCUACUAUAGCUUGAAGUACCAGAAGAUCCUGUGAAUUCACCGUCUGAAAAGCUUGAAAGCUCCGUCGUUGAAAGGCGAUCGUCAAAAGCAGCUUGAAUUUCGCGUACUCGCAUCGCCGCGUGAUGACACGUUCAUAUCCUUGUUUUAAUAAGAUUUUCAAACGAUUCGGACAAACAGAUCGUCUCUUUCAUUUAUUCUCUAUUUCGUUUUUUCGCGACUCGUAAUUUUUAAUAGAUGUUUUCUAUGAGCUAGUGAUAUCGGUGAGUAGAACGUUAUAAUUUUUAUGUGAUCGGUGAUAUUUUGGAACGCAACUAUGUGUGGUAUUAUUAUACGAUGUAUGUAUGUACUUCCCAUUCGAGAGAUCGGCAUUACUAAAUACAAGUUUAUUGGAAAAAAUCUUUAAUCAAA